Symbiodinium pilosum is the source of this 1290-nucleotide messenger RNA. The record is from the annotation of a GenBank genome assembly. Lineage: Eukaryota; Dinophyceae; Suessiales; Symbiodiniaceae.
AUGGCUCGGGCUGCCAGCCUGGAGGAGCCUGAGAGGACAUCUUUUCUUGCAGGCGUCCUGGAAGAUCCGAUCUUCGACCCUUCAGAGCCAUGCUCAGCAGUCAACUGGCUGCAAGAGAGCAAUACUGAGGCCAACUAUGAGAUGGAGACGCUGGGCCAGCAACUUCCCUAUCAUACUUCAGUAGAAGCAGUGUUUUUUGCGCUCUUUGCAUUGGAGCUGCUGCUAAAGCUGUACGUGCAUCGUUUGUACUUCUUCUUCAACGACGACUGGACCUGGAAUUUGUUUGACUUUACAAUCUGUGUUGUCUCCGCCUGCGACGUUCUCGGCCUCGCGAUGCCGGUCGGUGGCUUCUCCUUUGCCAGGUCACUGCGGAUCCUCAGGGUGGCCAAAAUUCUGCGUGUGAUCCGGAUGCUGAGGUUCUUGCGCGAGGUCAGAAUCAUGUUGAUUUGCAUGAUGGGCUCCGUGGUGUCACUCUUCUGGGCCAUUGUCAUGCUGGUCUUCAUCAUGUUUCUGUUUGCCUUAUUCUUCAUGCAGGAGAUGGCUCCCUACCUGGCUGCCACUGAAGGCAUCGAGACUCCGGAGCUAUGCUCUGACGAAAGCUUGGAGCUAUGGAAGAACCAGCGCACCUACUUCCACACGAUAUUCUCUACCAUGCACGUAUUGGCAAUGGCAUCCACGGGAGGAAAAGACUGGGAGGAGGUGUGGAAGCUGAUUUUUCCAGUGGGCUGGGUGGCAGCUGGAGCGUUCUUGUUCUACUUGCUGUUCUUCAUGUUUGCCGUCAUGAACAUCAUUACAGGCGUCUUUGUCGAGCAUGCCUCGAUCUUAUCCAAACCGGAUGAUGAGGAAGCAAUGCUUGAGCACAUGAGGCAACUUCGAAGCGACGUCGACUACCUCACAGCGAUCAUGGAGCUCAUUGACAAGGACAAGUCUGGAUACAUCUCAGUGCGAGAAUUCCUGACAGCAAUGCAGAACGAAAGGAUUGAGUACUCCCUUCGUUCAAUCGGAGUGGACAUGCGCAUGCCGGAGAGGUACUUCACCACGCUGGCAUCGUUGAGUGACAAAAGAGAGAUCAGCAUACAAGAGCUUGUGUACAAAAUUGUGGAUAUGAAAGGCUCUGCAUCCCGAGCUGACGUGGAGCUCCUCAGUCUGGAAACGAGGAUCCUGAAGCGAGACAUUACAAAAAUGUUUUCAGGCCUGAAGAAGCUUGUCCAUCAGAUGAAGGCCUUGGCCUGCGCGAAUGCUUGCGCGAUCUACAGAUUAACAUGCUACUCUGACCAGCUUUGGCCGUAA